This is a messenger RNA of Lepisosteus oculatus (spotted gar), 2241 nucleotides long. RefSeq names its product Fc receptor-like protein 3. Lineage: Eukaryota; Metazoa; Chordata; Actinopteri; Semionotiformes; Lepisosteidae. The record is from RefSeq and is a predicted model, not a curated record.
UUUAUAAUUCAUUACUGAGUGCAAGGACUUGGGUCCAGAUCACUUUUGAAUGGGACAGUCCCAGGACAAACGGAGGAAGAUGAAGUCUCUUGGACAUACCGUGCUGAUCUUGGUGUUGGUGGAUCUAUGCUCUGAGAUGAGUGCCUCAGUUUUGGAGAACCCGACAUUCUCGGGACCAAAAGAAGCUCUGUUGGGUGAAAUUGUAGAAUUUAAUUGUGAGUCACCUCCAAUACAAGAAACAGUUACUUACCAGUUUCUGAAAGCUGGUGAGAAGGAAAAAGCUCAAGAAUAUACUUCCUUGACAAAUGAAACAGCUACAUUCAACCUUGUUGUCAAAACCACUUCUGAAGGACUUUAUUACUGUAACGCCUUUGUGGAAAACAACACCUCCAUCGAGCCUCAGAGCAGCAGUACAAUCAGGCUGAAGGUUAUAAUUCCUGUUAAGGGAGUGAGACUCGAGUCUGACCCGGGGCCAGAUCAAGCUGAUCUUUUAGAGGGUGAAAAGCUGACCCUGAGUUGUAAGGUGACUGAAGGUACCCAUCUCUUUUAUGAGUGGUACUUCAACAGGAGCCCAAUUCCAGACUCAUUGGACCACAGAAUUGUCGAAAACAAGAUGAUUAUUGACAAAAUCGUCGACCGCCAAGCUGGGACAUAUUUCUGCAUAGCAAGCAACGGGAUCAAUGAAACUCAUCAGUACUCUUCCACAAGUAAUGACCUGGUCGUCGCAGUCAAAGUGCCCUUGUCCAAACCAGUAAUCUCAUACACCGUGACAAAGGAAGCCUCGACACUCCAAGCCAUCAUAACCUGCAAUUCCACCAGAGGAAGCCCACCAAUCACCUUCUCGCUCUACAAUAAGACCAAUGGGCUUUACAGCCGUACAGCACAGGAGCAGAGUGCUUUGUUCACUGUGCCUCUCACCCAGCUUGUGCGCAUGGGGGCAAUAUACUGCGAGGCAAAGAAUGAGGUAACCCAGCUCCAGUCAAAUACAUCUGUGAGGCUGGACGCAGUUGGGGGUGAAGGGAGACUACAAACUGAGCACUUCUAUGAAGACAAUGGCACAGUCCUGUGGUCAAGACUCUGUUGUUCUGUGGAGAGAGGGACCUUCCCCCAGUUUACCUGGUUUUUAAAUGGACUCCCCUUAGAGAAAAGAGUUGACAGUCUUUCCAUAUUGGAGUACACCGGGUCCCACAAUGUGUCCUGUUUAAUCCCAACUGUUAGGGGGUCCUAUCACUGCGAGGCCAGCGAUGAGUUUGAUUUUACUCACCGAGUAGUCACCAAAGGAUUUGUUGUUAAUCCAAGAGAGUUUAAGCCCAUGUCUGUUGAAGUGAUUGCGGUGCUGCUAAGCGGCUUCAUCCUCCUUAUAAUCACAGUGGCCACCUGCUGUCUCUUUCUGCUGUUACGCAGAAAGAAAAGGAAACCAGAGGAGUCUGGAUCUGAUGUGCAUAUCAGCGAGGAGACAGGGGAGAAGAGGGUUUUGGAAACGGAGCAGCAGGAGCAGCAGGAGCAGAUCGACGAAGUAUCUGAGAGUAGUUUAGAAGACAGUACCAUGGUGUGAAAAGCAAUGGGCUGCAAAAAAAUAAAACAAAAAUGUUUUGGAAGGCAGCGGGAACAAUUUGGAACAGAGUGGGCAGCUAAUGACUGGAGUUCAUAUUGUGGACUGAAGCCGAGGAGAUCCUCAUCCAUCAGGGAAUCAAGAAAAAAAGGGAUGAAGAUGGUGAAGAUCAUGAUGAAAACUGUACUCUAAGGCUCAAAUCUGACCUAGAUCAAAAUUUCGAUUUAGCCCGGUCAAAAUCAAAAUCCUACCACUCGAGUAUUGGACAACUGAAUUUGGCUUGCAAGUGUUUAUGUACUGGAUAUCUUGAGGUUGAGGAACAUUUUACAAGGCUGUGGUGUUUUUUUUAAAACGAGCAGAAGUCACAACGUAUCAUAUGAAUAGGAAUAUUAAUUAGCUCUGGCAGCUUCAUGAUGUAUACAGUAUAUGUGUAGGUAAUGGUAUUUAUACAGCACCCUUCAUGUCAAACGAUCCCAGCUUUACAUAUAUAGUGAAAUACGUCCUUCACCCGAGUGAGGUAGAACAGCCACAAUCACCAAACAGCAACCAAUUGUAUAUAUAGGUGAUGUCUUUAUAAAGGACUAAUACCAUGCAAAUUAAUUUCUGUACUGUGAAGCCUUUGCUUGUUACCACCCCGGUCCCUAUAACAUUGCUAUAUAAAUGUGAAUAAACACAUCUGUACAAUCAAA